Messenger RNA from Malassezia restricta, 840 nucleotides. Its product is annotated as fatty acid elongase 3. Gene Ontology annotation, cellular component: endoplasmic reticulum membrane. Gene Ontology annotation, molecular function: fatty acid elongase activity. The record is from RefSeq and is a predicted model, not a curated record. Lineage: Eukaryota; Fungi; Basidiomycota; Malasseziomycetes; Malasseziales; Malasseziaceae. The transcript has a single exon. Bases 1 to 840 code for a protein of 279 amino acids. Gene Ontology annotation, biological process: very long-chain fatty acid biosynthetic process; fatty acid elongation, polyunsaturated fatty acid; sphingolipid biosynthetic process.
AUGGCCCUGUACGAAGGUAUCAAGUCUCUGCUGCCGCCGAGCGUUGUGCGCUACACGGCACCGAUGCAUUUUUGGCAGCCGGGCGUGACGCCGCUCUCGACGGUCAUGUCGGUGGUGGCCAUGUCGGUGGGGUACAUCACGAUCGUGCUGGGUGGUCAAGCUGUGAUGCGGCACCUGCCGGCGGUGCCGGCGCGCGUGCUCAAGAUCCCCUUCUUCCUGCACAACGUCCUUCUGUGUCUCGGAAGCCUGCUGCUCUUGUGCCUGUACCUCGAACUCGAGAUUCCGAUUAUUUUCAAGUAUGGCAUGCACAACUCGAUCUGUGAGUACCGAUUGUACUUUGAUGCGGAAAUGUUCCACAUCAUCAACUACUACUUCAAGUACUGGGAGUUUGCCGACACGCUCUUUCUCGUGCUCAAGAAGAAGAAGCUGCUCUUCUUGCACGUGUAUCACCACAUGGCUACCGCCGCCUUGUGCUACUCCCAGAUCGUGAACCAGACCACCCUGUCGUGGGUCAUCAUCUGCCUGAAUCUCGCCGUGCACGUCAUCAUGUACGGCUACUAUGCGCUCGCCAGCAUUGGCGUCCGGUGCCCAUGGAAGCAGCUCGUCACAACGGGUCAGAUUGUACAGUUCGUCAUCGACGUCGUCGUGUGCAUCUACGGUAUCUACCACCACUACAUUCACUUGUAUGCACCAUGGAUGCCGUACGUGCGCUACUGCCACGGCGAACCCGCGGCGGCCUUCUCGGGUCUCGGCAUCCUCGUGAGCUACCUGGUCCUGUUUAUCUUCUUCUACCGCGACACGUACAAAAAGGCCCCCAAGGCGGACAAAAAGACCCAGUAG